AUGCCACCAUACAGUUACGAAACUGGAAACAUAACGCGUGACAGAAGUGUGAAGCUAAUCAGAAAUGCAUUAGUAUGUUCUGAUGUUCCUCUUGCCGACGCGGAUGAAGACUUGGUCAUAUGGUGGAUAUCCGGCACCAUUGAAAUCUGCUUGUUUCGUGCAUUCAACAAAGGACUCCAACAACUGACGGCUGAAUACAGACAGGCCGUGAAAACUCGAGUCCACAAUAUAAACACCAAUCCUGAUUUGCGAAAGAAGAUAAUAUUGCGACAGAUUGAUCCCGAGGAAUUUAGCCGAAUGACCUCUGAACAAAUGUGCACUGAAGAGAAAAAAGAGCAUGAUCAACAGCUCAAGCAGGAACUUUUAUUCUCUGCCUUCACUUGUCCAUUGCCAAAAUUUGUGAGAUACGAGAAUGGGGAUCUGUACGCACCGACAGUUACCAUGGGACAGAACAAUGAUGAUAACGACAUUGAAGGUGCGCAAGUGAUGAUGACAACCGAUCAUUAUCUCGCGAGAAAAGAAUGA
Molecule: messenger RNA, 525 nt
Organism: Ambispora gerdemannii
Lineage: Eukaryota; Fungi; Glomeromycota; Glomeromycetes; Archaeosporales; Ambisporaceae
Source: the annotation of a GenBank genome assembly